Messenger RNA from Medicago truncatula (barrel medic), 517 nucleotides. Its product is annotated as arabinogalactan protein 41. The record is from RefSeq and is a predicted model, not a curated record. The transcript is spliced from 2 exons. The coding region runs from base 141 to 329 and encodes 62 amino acids. Lineage: Eukaryota; Viridiplantae; Streptophyta; Magnoliopsida; Fabales; Fabaceae.
ACUCUUUGUAUUCACCACCCGCCCAUAGUUCGCAUAUAUUCUCUCUCCUUUUUUUUUUUUUUUCUAUCUCGUUUAAAAUUUGUAAGAAAAUUAAAGAGAAGAUAAAAUAAAAGGAGAGAGAAUCACUGAAAGAGAGAAAAAUGACACUUUCAUUUUGGGUGGUCGUGUUCCUUGGUCUUAUUUACGCAUCUUUUGCGUCAAUGGCUUCUUCACAAUAUGUUGCUCCGGCUCCUGCUCCUGCUCCCACAAGUGAUGGAACAUCAAUUGACCAAGCAAUAGCAUAUGUCCUAAUGCUGGUGGCCUUGCUUCUCACUUACAUCAUUCAUUAGGGCAUCAACAAUGGACUUGUACUUCAAUUCUAUAUCAAUACAGAUCUUUUUCAAGGGCAUGUAACAUGUAAUAGGAGGAAGAAAGAUGUUUUAAUUUGACUAUUGCAUAUUUGAAUAUACUUCCAUUGCUCCAAGGAUAGUCUCAUUCUGAUUUUUUGGUUAUCUCUAUUUAUUGUGAUUAUUCUAAA